This is a messenger RNA of Leptonychotes weddellii (Weddell seal), 1464 nucleotides long. The record is from RefSeq and is a predicted model, not a curated record. NCBI's taxonomy places the organism in Eukaryota, Metazoa, Chordata, Mammalia, Carnivora, Phocidae.
GCAAUCUUGGAAGGGGAAUUAUGAGUUGGGAAGCACAGAAGGGGCCAACCUAAGCUCCUCUCUGAAGAGACCAACAAAAGCACAUUCAUCAGAAGCCAAAUUGGAGCCCAGGAGGAGACCACAGAAGCCUGGGCUCAGGGGCCCAGGUUAGAGGAAAGAAAAGAGACUUUUCUUCUAGCCAAGAUGAAAGGCAUGCAGGCCAGUCAGGAAACUUCAGUGGCUCUGCAGAGUGAACUCUAUGAGCAGGAAGAUAAAAUGGAGAAUCAAGCACAAAGAAAAGACACCCAAGACAGUCUCCCAAUGACACAGCGAUCUUCAGUACAUUUUUUUUCGACAAUGAAUUCAGAUAUUACACUGCCAUUGUCACGGUCAUUAUCCUAUGAAAUGCUUCUUGAUUACAAUCCGUCUAGCCCUCAGUUUAGUGGAAUAACUAUAUCAACAAUUGGGCAGAAGACUCCUAAAACUACAGGAGUGGGCCUUUCCAGAUCGGAAAACAGCUUGGGAGUCAACAGCUCCAUAAUGACAAAGAGACAGGCUCUGCUCCUUGCUCCUGAGAUACCAGUAACUGGGGAAGGAGAAGAUUAUUUCCUAUCUUUGUUUGGUGAUUCAAAGAAACUUCUUCCACAUUCAUUCCAUGCUGAGAAAGCCUGGAAGCACUUUUCUAUGAUUCUUGAAGAAGUGGGCCAAUCUAGAUCCAGUGCUCUAGGAGACAUUAAAAUAGCUGAAGUAAAUGUCAAGGGUUUAUUUGUGAAACUCAUUAACUCUUCCCUUGACAAAGAACUGGAGAUUGGAGGUCAUAUUCUCCAGCAAAAUAUGAAUGGACAAACAGUCUCUUUGUACCGCUUCCCUCCGAAUAUCAUAAUGCAGGCCAAUUGCACAAUAACAGUGUGGGCAGCUGCAUCUGAAGCAAAGCAUCAGCCACCAUCAGAUUUUCUUUGGAGAGAACAAAACAAGUUUAGAACAAGCCCAAAUUGUACAACGAUUCUGUGCAAACCUAAUGGUGAAGCUGUUGCCUGGUACACUCCUAUUCACUGGAAGCAAGCGUGGGAGAAAUUAGAGACUGACAUUGAAUUUGACAGACGCUCAGUAGUAAGUACAACGUCUCGAAGACACAUGUUUAAUUGGCCAGCAGCUAUAACUACAACUAAAGAAAAACAAGAUAAAUGUAAUAAAGAUAUCUCAAAAUAUCAGAUGGAACGAGUCAGAGUUUUUCUCAAAAGAGAAAAAGAAACCCCACCAAACCCUUUGCCCAAUAGCAGCCCUUGGUGCCACAGUCCCAGUGUCCCUGCACAUCCCUACAGUACUCUGAUUGAAACUUGCAAUACGUGCAUGACUGAAAGCAGCUUAGAUAGACAGCCGAGGCCUCAGUCAUCCAGGCCUGAUCCAGCCCAGAAGAAUUGAAGGAACACUGAACAAAAGAAAGAGGAAGAGAACAUUGGCAACUAUGCAAAGCAUUUUCUACCA